GCCCUCCUUCACCUUAUCCGUCGCCAUGUCCUGAGCCGCCCAUCUAUGCCGCCGCCGCCGACGGGCUAGCUCCUCCUCCAUGGCUCCACCCAUGCGCCCCCUCCCAAUCUCCAUAGCCUCCAACGACCAACUCCAUCUCCUGCCUCCUGCAACUAGUCCUGCCAGUGCGCCGCGUCCGCCGCCGGUGAAUGCCCUUUGCAAGGACUGCCCCUAGCCCCUCUGCACCGGUGCUCCUCGGUCGUCCCCGGCCCUUUGCCUGGUCGCUAGGGACGUGCUACUCCACGCCUGCUCCUACCGGGGGCCGCCGCCUGCCGCGUCGGCUCUGGCGCUUUGUUCCGGCCAAUCCCGGGCUGCUCGCCUGCUUGGCCGGACUCUGCCGCCCAGGACUUGCAGUCAACAAACAGCAAGCAGGCUGGGACAGGGAAAAAGAAGAGGAAGAUAUAUUUCAUUGCAAGUUUCAACACCCAGUGUUUCAGUUGGACUGAAUCAACUCCAGAAAUUGGAACAACCAUAGAUUGGACCACCGCCUUUGGCUUCAAACAACCCGCCUUCAAUCUCAACUCGAGAAAGUGCCUCUUUUGUAUCCCAUACUCUUUUUUUGAAGUUUUUGGCAUGUUUUUAUCUAUUUUGUUGUAUCAUUAAGAAUCGAGUUUAAAUUCUAGAGAGACAUACCAUUUGUCCAAAAGUAUCAAGCAUUGGAUGUAAAGUGGACAACCUAUUCGGUACUGAAACAAUAUAUGUAGCAUGUAUGAAGCUGAAUCAUGCUUAUAACACUGAAGAGCACAGUAACUUCCAUAAUGCAAGUAAGUAGCUGCAAUCUUCCAGGAUUUUUUAUAAAUAAAUCAGCAACAUGCCACUCACCUAAGUUGUCUUUUCAGCGUAUCCUACCAUGCGCCAAUGAGGCAAGUGGUAGUGUAUCCUAAAAAUACCCUUUUCCUGAAGGUGUAAACACAUGCAGCAACUGAUUGUGUGCAUUAGAAUGCACUGUUUGAUAAUUACUCUCUUAGGCCUUGCUUGCUAACUUUGUAAAAAUAUGCGACCAGCUACCCUUCAACAAUUGCAAGUCACUUGGGGACUGUUUGGUUUCAAGCCAAAUGUUGCCAGACCUAUGGUUAGGCACACAUAAUUUCUGAGGUGAGUGGGUGCUCAGUUGGCUCACACGGUUGUGGCUUGCGACUUUACUAGUCACAUGAUUAAGGAGUAUAUUUUGGCCACACUUUUGUGGCAAGCCACACUCUGUCCCGAGGGGUAACAAUUACUACUUUUGGCUUAGUUGUGGCAAAGUAAGCUUUUAACCAAACUAGGGUGUUAAAUUGGUCUUAAGUUUCAAUCUAGUAUUGUAGAUCAUCACAUAUGUUCUCUGUUUCUUGUUCAAUGAUGUCUUAUCUGACUCAUUAAUCAGUUCAACUUAAUAUCCCUUUUCCUAUUAUCCUUAGAGCAAAUAGAUAUGACGUGUAUGCAGUGCAGCCCACUAAUUAUUUAGAUUGCAUUGCAAACGCCCUUUUACACAUGCUUUUCAUUUUUCAUUCAGGUGGCUGCACAUAUCCUCUAGGUUUCUGUAAUUGGGAAGGAGUGUAUUUCCAGUAUGGUGAUAACUGUAUAUAUAAUAAUACUGACUGUGAUCAUUGGCCUUUUUUUACCUUCUGUUGUACCUUGAUUUUUGUAUAUGGUGCUUACCUGAGAUGCACAAGAUCAUCAAAGCAGGGAAAUUAACAUAGUUGUUUUUUUAAAGCACCCUAUUAUAUGGUUUUUAUGCUCAGUUUGGAUACUUAGAUAGUCCAACAAUCUUAGUAGUUUUGCAUAAGGAAAGAAGUCCCUACAGCGAUUAGAAAGAGUAAAUAUUUCUAGAUAAUUGAAGGCCCUGCAUAUAUAAUACCAAUCAUGUGCCCUGUUUUAUAUUUUUGUUUGUUCAUGUGGUGUGUGUUUCCUUUCGAUGUAGCCAGAGUUGGGAUUAGGGGGAGAAAGAUGGCAGCAUAUGUGCAAUUGUAUUGAACUGAGUGGCGUCUUUGCAUACUAGUUAAACCUACAAUGGCACAUUCCUUUUGAUGUUUUUCAAUUCAAGGUUGAUGAAAUAUUUUAGGAUCCAAUCAUUGAAUUAAAAUAUCUAUGUAUUCCAUGAUUUUCUUGCAAAAAGAUUUAAAUCAGCUUUCAUCUCUUAAAUAACACAUGUGAAGUUAUACACUGACAUAUGUUUUUUUGUUUCAUUACUUCGGCAUAUCAAAGGGCGAUGGAUCGAGGUUCGAUGAGUCAGCCAAGAGCUAGUGCUGCUUACAAAGAUGGUGUCGAGCAAUUUCUGUCUUUUGCAUUCCAUGAUGUUCCGGCUGGUGAUAGAAUUCUCUGUCCUUGUGUAAAUUGCCGAAAUAAAGGUAUGCAGAGUUAUGAUGGAGUGAAAACUCACUUGAGAUGUGAUGGUAUUCUUCAAGGUUACACUAAGUGGGUUUGCCAUGGAGAGGAUUACAGUGAACCAUCAUUUGCAUUUGCUCAUGUAUCAGAUAACAGUGGCAAUUUUUCUAUUCCUGGCAUCCCAAGGAAUGUUGUUGGAGAAGGCAAACAUGGAAGGAUGGAUGACAUGCCAGGACUCUUAAGUGAUGUCUUUGCUAUGGCUAACAGUUGUGAAUCUUUAUCAAGCACAUCUGAUGGUGAAUUAUAUGGCGUUGAAUUUGAGAAUAUGGUACCUAAUUCAGUUGAGGAUGAGAAUGCAGAUGCUCAAACAAGGAAGAAACCUAAUACGUAUGCAAGCUUCUUGGGGGAUGCAAACACAAAGUUAUACCCUGGAUGUAAAGCAUUUUCUAAGUUGUCAUUUCUCAUCACCUUGUAUCACAUGAAAUGCUUACAUGGAUGGUCACAAGAAUCAUUUACAACGCUACUUGGUGUUUUGUCUGAUGCACUUCCACAGGCACAACUACCAAAGAAGUACUAUGAGGUACAAAAAAUCAUCCAUGACUUAGGCCUUGACUACGAGAAAAUUCAUGCAUGCCCCAAUGAUCGCAUGCUUUUCCGAGGUGAACGAGCUGAUCAAGAGUCUUGCCAUGUGUGUGGCAGCUCGCGUUGGGUUACAAAUGAGAAGAAAGACUCCCAAGCUGAAUCUGUAUCUAAGCAGAAGAAGAAACUAGCCAAGGUGUUGCGUUACUUUCCUUUGAUACCGAGGAUUCAAAGGCUCUUUGCAACAAGAAAAACAUCAGAUGACAUGUGUUGGCACGAUGAGGGUCGUACUAAAGAUGGAAAGAUAUGGCAUCCAGCUAAUGGCGAGUGUUGGAAAGAUCUUGAUGCUAGAUACCCCAGUUUUGUUGUUGAUCCUCGUAAUCCGCGCCUUGGCAUUUUGAGUGAUGGAUUUAACCCUUUUCGGAGUAUGAGUUCAAAACAUAGUACUUGGCCAGUGAUGCUUAUCCCGUACAACCUACCGCCUUGGAUUUGCAUGAAAGAAACAUCUCUAAUUUUAUCGAUGAUCAUUCCUGGACCAGCUUCCCCUGGGAAUGACAUUGAUAUAUAUAUUUGCAGCCACUGAUUGAUGAGCUCUUACAGUUAUGGGAUGGUGUAGACACAUUUGACGCUUCCUCGUAGGAGAUAUUUCCACUCAAGGCUGCAUAGUUAUGGACUUUAAAUGAUUUUCCAGCAUUAGCUUACCUGUAUGGUUGGAGCACAAGUGGUAAAUAUGGGUGUCCAUCAUGUGGUCCUUCUACAAGAUCAUUUCGCCUGGAUAAGAGUAUGAAACUUUGUUAUAUGGGUCAUCGUCGUUGGUUACCACAGGGUCAUGUAUUUCGAAACCGAAGAAGGCGGGAAUUUGAUGGCACUAAAGAGACAGAAUUGGCACCGACAACUAUGAGUGGUAGUUCAGCUUUGAAAAUGUUGCAAGGCAGAGUGUUUGUGUUAGGCAAAAAAGGCAAUGUAGCAAAGAAAGCAAAGGGUGGAAAGAAGGUCAAAAACAGUGAAAAAGAAAAUGAAAAGAAUCAAGAACCGAAGCAUAAAAGGAAGGAAGGCAACAAGAAGUCAAUUAAGAACCAAGAUCAUUUGCUUGGCUGAAAGCACUUGUGCGCAAUAGAGCAUUUCCUGAAGGUUCAAUUGCUGAAGGGUAUCUUGCCCAAGAAUGCUUGACCUUUUGUUAAAGAUUUCUAGAAGGAACUACACGUUUUACAAGACCAUCAAGAAACCCUGAUCCUUCAAACAAGAUAACCGCUGCAGAUUCUGUCAUGACCUCAAGAGACAUCAAUGUACUGGGUAGCCACUUUCCUAAUUGCAUCUUCCAUCUCGCUGGUACAGGAAGUAACAUAGUGCACUGAUUUAGCUGUGCUAACUCGGUCAUCGGGGCUUUGUAAUGUUUUACUAAGGCUUGACCCUUUGUUUAUUUCUAAUCUUGCUUGUAAAGAUUGUAUACUGACCUCAUGUUUUGCAAACUGAAAAUCUGAAGCAUCUCGUUGUAGAUUGUGUCAUGAGCUCAAGAGACAUCAAGAUUAACGAUGGCGAGGAUACCAAGACGACUUCAGGACUUGAACCGUACAAUGCAUGAUGCAAAACAUGUGCAGCUUGCUGAAGAAAAUCUGCAAGGUCCUCCAAAGAUUGAUAAUAUAGUACCAGGAAGAUCUCAUGAAUCCACUAGCCAAAUCAAGAUAAUUUGGCCAAAUGGAGAGACGCGGUAGAUUGUAGGGGGGUUUCGGCUGAAGAAUUUAUCCCAGGUACAUGGUGGAAAGAUAAUUGUGGAGACUAACGAAAAAGGUGUUCCGAAUGAAAGGUCUGGUUCCAUUCUUAGUAGCUAUCUUAGCGACGUUGUAGAGAACUCCACAUUUGCACCACUGAACAUUCCAAGACGGGACAAUGAAUUAUUUGUCCAGAGAAAGAACAACAUGAUCAAGGAUGUAGAGGAGAAAUUUGUCUAUCCAUCUGAGACAAAGCAGCUUACACGAGACUGGGUCCUAAUGACUGUUUGCAAAAGAUGGAGAGCCUACAAAUCUCGCUUGAAGAAAAAAUAUUUCAAACGGAAAGAGAGAUCUCUCCAGGAAAUUAUUAGUGAUGUUCCAAUAGGUGUUAAUAAGCAUCAACGGGAGAUUCUAGUUGGAAUGUGGUGCCAGGAUUCACACAUGAAGUUAUGCGAGAAAAACUCAGAGUGUGUGAAGCAACAGAAGAAUCCACACACAACCGGGAGAAAAAGCCAUGUCAGGCUACAAAAAGAGAUGGAAAUCAAAAGGAAAGCACCGGUCCACAAGAUUGACCUAUGGGAUGAAGCUCAUAAGAAAAAAGAUGGCAAUUACACAAGCGAGAAUGUGAAGACAAUAAUGGAGUUGCAGCAAACCAAAUCAAAAGAGGGUUGUGGCAAUGUGCAUUUACCACAUGAACAUGUGAUCACUAAGAAUGUCCAUGUUGAAAAUAAUCUUGCAGUGCAGCAAGGUGGCCCCGAACCAAGUUUACGACUUCACCAAGUCACUGACCAGGAUAAAGUUGAAGUCAUGUUGUAUUCGACGAACUUGAGAAACAAAGACAAACUUGUGGCCAAAGGAACUUUAGAGAGUAAAGAGAAAACAUAUGUGGUUGGAGGAAACAUGCUUGGAGUGCAAUACGUUGCAGUUCGUGUUCGCGGCUGUACAUAUCUAGGAGAUGAGAAACUAGUUAGACCAUAUGAAAAAUUCCAAACUGUAAGGGAUGCUAUGGGUUCUGUUAUUGCUUGGCCUCGCUCACAUGUAAAAAUAGUUAAGCCAACCCCUCCAGCACAAUCACAGAGCAUUGGGCGGUGAGGAUUUGAAAAGUGAGUGCAUUAAAGGAGCUAGGAGUGGCUGGGGAGCACUUGAAAAGGGAGUGCACUAGAGGAGUCGGGAGUAGUUGAUGAAUCAAUCUUUAAAUGAACAAAUAUUCUAGAUUAUGUAUAGAAUUUAGCUUCAUAGACAAAAUUAGUUCCAGUCUGUAGGAUCUUUUCUUAUUUAUUUGCAUCAUCGCAUGUUUCAUAUGAAUGUUACAUAUUAUUCAGCUGUGAACUCCAAGUACUUUUAGUGGAGACAUUGUUCCUGCUAAUUAAUGCAUUGGAUGUUGUUAC
Molecule: messenger RNA, 6019 nt
Organism: Triticum aestivum (bread wheat)
Lineage: Eukaryota; Viridiplantae; Streptophyta; Magnoliopsida; Poales; Poaceae
Exons: 13
Coding region: 4839-5723 (294 amino acids)
Source: RefSeq, a predicted model, not a curated record